AUGGGAGAACCAUCCGGCAAGGCAGCGACAACACCUGACCUGUCUAAAGUUUGCCCGUUCGGAAUCCUCAACGUACCAGCUGCCCUCGAAAUGCACGCACUCCUACAACUUGGGACCAAGGAGAUACAUAAGCGUCUUCGAGAAUGGCUAGCUGAAAGUUAUCUGGACGGAAACAUGCACCUGCUACAGACCGAUGAGCCACUCGGGAUAAGAAUUCACAGUGUCGAAGACCUUGGUAUGCUGGCUGGUGCCUACAACCUUGCACCGGAUCUGCGACGGCCGAAAUCAUCGAGGCUGGACAACGAGCUUUAUUUCUAUGGACAAAAACCUGGAAGGGAGGCUGCCGUGGCUGCGGGUCAGUUUAUGCAACAAUACUUCAAGCCCGGAGCGACUCCUGCGAAAUUAUCAAUGGCAAAAGAGCCGACGCCAAGAGAGCCAUUCCCUACUAUGGAGAAGGUGACGGCAGAAGAGGAUGCCGUGGCUGCAGGUCGGUUUAUACAGCAAUACUUCAAGCUCGAAGAGAUCCCUACGAAAGUUUCCACGGCAAAAGAGCCAACGCCAAAAGGACCAAUGGGGAAAGAUCUAUUGCCUACUGUGGAGGAGGUGACGGAAGAAUCGUCAUUGGAAGACUGA
Didymosphaeria variabile is the source of this 633-nucleotide messenger RNA. RefSeq lists its product as uncharacterized. The transcript has a single exon. The coding region runs from base 1 to 633 and encodes 210 amino acids. Lineage: Eukaryota; Fungi; Ascomycota; Dothideomycetes; Pleosporales; Didymosphaeriaceae. The record is from RefSeq and is a predicted model, not a curated record.